Messenger RNA from Morone saxatilis (striped sea-bass), 2489 nucleotides. Its product is annotated as lebercilin-like protein. The record is from RefSeq and is a predicted model, not a curated record. Gene Ontology annotation, biological process: intraciliary transport. The coding region runs from base 723 to 2327 and encodes 534 amino acids. Gene Ontology annotation, cellular component: axoneme. Lineage: Eukaryota; Metazoa; Chordata; Actinopteri; Moronidae. The transcript has 9 exons.
AUUUUUGUCUCCAGGCUCCAUUAGUGCGGGAUUGGCGGGUUGGCCCCUAGGGGCGCAGCACCACACCGACUGAUUGGCAACUUCAGCUGUCUGUCGGCGCAGGGGACAGUGAAGUUAGUCUCCAGCUCUUUGCUGAGUGCAUAUAUGGACAGAAAUAGCCCUGACCAGCACUAUAGGCUGUAAGUCUUUGGUUUCCUAACGCAGGACCUCGGGCCUGUUAGGGGUCCUUGAGCAGGGUUCCUUAACAGAGUGGGAAAUUGUGGUAAUUCAGGAGAGGUUGUUGUGAAAUUGGGGACAAUGUGCUACUGCCCGUGAAAAUAAAUCAUAAUAUAAAACCUUAUUUCUAAUUAAUUUUUUUCAAAUAAGAUAUUAAUCAAAACUGCAAACGAUUCACUUUCAAUUGUUUAAAAAUGAGCUCCCUCGUUCAAAACGCACUGUGGACACUGAAAAUACAAAUUGAAAGAAUGCCUUACUGUAUACUAUUUUUAUUUUUUUCCAACAUCGUUUUAUAUAUCUUAUUUCUCAACUUAUCUACAGUAAAAGUGUUCCCGCUUCACGUUACGUCUGCUGGUUACCACGACAACCGCGGAAGUGCCUUUCCAAAAAGGCCCCUAGCAACCGUUGCUUUAAAAAACUAAGAAAUUAGCAUUAACUACCAAAUAUUGAUAACCUGUACCGUCGGUAGUGUUCAACAGGAGUGACGGCUCAGUGGGGAAGAAGUGAUGUGUGUGAGGCAGCAGAGCCUGAUGCAGCAGACCUUUGCUCAUAAGGAGGGUGACGGCGAUGCUGUGAGCUGCAGCACUGACACCUCCAGGUGGUCGACCCCCCCCAGACCGUGCAGUGGCUCAAAUACCUCAAACUGCUCUUCGGACUAUGAAGACCAAGCUGACUCGCUUAUAGACAAGACCCCAGAGGCCAAGUCAUCAGUCAAGAGUCAAGGAUCAAAGCCAUCCAGAAGCAAAAAGGGUAAAAAAGGCCCCAACAGGCAGAAGACGAACUACGCUGCAGGACGCCAAGUAGUGAAGUUGCCUCCAAUCAAACCCCUGCAGGUUUCAAGGCCAAGGAUCAAGUCUGCCAACUUGAGUUGCAUCAGGGAGCUGCAGAACCAGGUGGGGGACCUGCAGCAGCAGCUGAGCGAGGCCAGGACUGAGAACAAGCUGCUGAAGAGGGUCCAUCAUCGCCACACGGUGGCACUGCAGCACUUCCAAGACUCAGAGGGCAGCCUCUCUCAGAUCCUCACCAAGCACAAAAAUGAGGCCCGAGUCCUGCAGGAGUUGCUCCGUGAGACCCGCGCCUGUCGUGACAGUCUGGCAAGGCAGCUCCAAGCCACAGAAAACAAGUUACUGAGUACCAAGGCCAGUCUCCAGCACCUACAGCUUCUCAGCCAGGAUUACAGCCUGCUGGAGAGGGAGGAGCUCACCCUCAGACUGACCAGGGCCACUGCAGAGCUAGAGGAGAAGGACAAGAGGAUACUGGACUUGGAGAGAAAUCUCGAGUUGUGCCAAGUCUCAUUCAGUCGCCAAAUAGCGACUGAAAAAAGAAAGUUCAAUAAGGCGAUAAAGCUAUCCAGCUAUCUGCAAGAGCAAAUAUGUCAGCUUAACAGGAGCCUUCGAGAUAGAGAGAAAGAACUGGAAAUACACAAUAUUUACUCCCACAGAUUCCUAAAAGGAUUUACCAAAAAAGGCAGACAAAGCAAGAUGGUUCAAACAGAUGGAUUAAUCCUCCUCCCCAAUGAGCCUGUGAGUCUUUUGGAGUUGGAAUAUACUGAGAGUGAAGAGAGGCCGGAGGAGCAGGAGAGCUCUGUGAACUUGUGUUGUAUUAACCCUGUACAGACGUGUCUGGAAAUAGAAAAUCCAGAGACAGAUGUUUUGGUAAAUGUGACAUUAGAAGAGAAUCACCAAGAGGAUACUGAGACAUGUGCAGACACCAGUGAGCAGAACAGCCUUUCAGAAGAGAGCCUAGAAGAUCAAACUGAGGGAGACGAUGAAGAUAAUAAGGCAACGGAGGCCCCACAGGUGUCAGAGGAAGAGCAGGAAACAGAGGAACAUGAAAGCGAGGUGUCCUACAUUUUAGAAAAGUCUCUGAAUGCAACUGAACCUAAGAGAAAAGGACAGAGGCUCUCGAAAAUGAUACGUAACUACACCUUCUCACAACCUAUUGAGAACCUGCACAGUGGAAGACCUGCCUACAGCACUGUGGACUUGAAUCCCUGUGAAAGCCCCCAGAGCCUGAUGAGGGCGGAGACCCUCUGCAGUGGGAUUAAAGAACUUCAUCUACCAGCUGGGAAAUCCAGAAGAGACAGAGAGGGCAGCCCUCAGUGUGAGUGAAGGGAGAAAGAGUAGGCUGCAGAGGAGCCCCUCCGUCCAAGUACAGAACAAACAUGGCCGAGGGCAAAAAUGUCUAUACAUCUAUAUUUUAUAGCUGCCAUAGACAGGAAAACUGGAUUAGGACAAUUUAACUGUACUUGAGUAUUUCUUUGAAUAAAUGAU